Aureobasidium uvarum is the source of this 2157-nucleotide messenger RNA. The record is from the annotation of a GenBank genome assembly. Lineage: Eukaryota; Fungi; Ascomycota; Dothideomycetes; Dothideales; Saccotheciaceae.
AUGUCCGGUAACGUACCUCUCUUCUCAUGCACGAUCGCGUCCACGGUUGCGCAAUAUCCCUUUCAAGUAGAUUCCCAUCCGCUGCAAGGUUCCGACGAGGGUCCAGGCUCCAACAGCUCGGCUUCCACUAUCCAACGCAUGUUUAGAAGAGGAAGAGGUGCAUACUUCAAGGCCAAAUAUGCCAGUGGAGGGGGCCGUGGAGGUCAUGAUGCUAGAGAUCAACCUCAACCGUUUGUUGCACAAUCAUCCACCUCUGCAAGCACAUCUCCGUGGGCACAGUUAUCGCAAGCCCUAGACUCAAUUGAUGGACAGCAGUAUGGCUCGUAUAAACGUCUGCAGAAUGCUCGUUUUCAACACAGCUCGCCCGACUUCACGCUAUCCAUAAAUCACGUCCAAGCAGAUGCAUAUGCGUCGCCUUCAAGGAUUAGCGUUUCCAUGGACUGGGUAAGUUUACGCUCCUACUCAAUGCUUGACUGUGACGUCGAGUUUAUUCCAGUCGCUCUAAAAGGAAAUCGGCGUCGUCUAAUAGAAUCAGNNAAAACUACGGGCUUCCCAAUCGACUUCGCAGCUUCCGACAUCCGCCAGAUCGCUCUGGCCGAUUAUGUCUCCAGAGCUGCUGCAGCCUUUAUCCGUAAUAAACACAUGGAUCAGUCUGUGGGUUCUGGAAACUCUGGCUGGUCAGGCCCUAAAGGUGGAGCUUUCACAAUCAACGCUCCAGCUCAGCAAGUUUUGCCUCGUACCAGUGCUCUCAUCGUGCCCGGCAAGAAUCAGAGCCUUGAGAUGCGGUUCACAGUCUCCCUACCUGCUCGUGGCCGCACCAUUCUCGGCAGGGAAGCUAAGGCAAUCUUGUGCGUCAACCUUCCGGAACUUAUCAAGACGACAAUGCUCUACACGUCGCACGCAGCUGAGGAGCUCAAAACUCAUAUCCACUGCGUGGAAGAUCAAGCGUACAUGCGCUCUCAACUUGAAGCCAAGGGAUUGGUUGCUUUCGUUGGAAACGGGUCAAUUCUCCCAAGAGCUAGCGGAGCCUCUGCCCGCAGUAUGACUGGUAAGCACGUUGUGCCCUUUCAGUCGCCACCUGAACUCGAAUUUGUCUUGAAGCGUGAGCAUGGCCACAAAGUACGUGGCAUGGGCAUUCCCAAAGGAGUCACUCUGCUCACUGGCGGUGGCUAUCACGGCAAGUCGACUCUUUUAGAGGCUCUCCAGUUUGGCAUCUACAACUAUGUUCCGGGGGAUGGUCGAGAAUUAGUCGUCACCAACCCUGCUGCGGUGAAAGUCCGUGCUGAAGAUGGUCGCAGUGUUACAGGAACAAAUAUUAGCGCUUUCAUCAAAAACUUGCCAGCACAAAGAGACACAGAUGUUUUCACCACUGACGACGCCAGCGGCUCAACGUCAAUGGCAGCUAACAUCUCAGAAGCUCUCGAGCUGGGAGCACAAGUCAUCAUAGUAGAUGAAGACACUUCUGCCACAAAUCUCCUCGUCAGAGAUGAGCGCAUGCAAAUGCUGAUCAAGAAUGAGCCGAUCACUGCGCUCGUCUCGAAAGUGCGCGCUCUGUAUGACCAGCACGGUGUCAGCACAAUCAUCGUGGUUGGAGGACUUGGUGACUGGCUGGAUGUUGCACACCAUAUCAUCGGAAUGGACUCGUAUAUUCCUCGGGAUUUAACCAGAGAAGCACGAGAUCUUGUCGAGAGAAUGCCCAGAAAAGUUAUGCAAGACAAGAUUUACGGCACACUAUCCGAUAGAAGUUUCGGAUUUCCAGCAGCGAUUCUUCAUGACAAGACUCCAUAUGCCAAGAGGAAAGACUUCAUUACCAUCUAUGCCGACCGAGCAUUGCAAGACCCGUCCCAAACCGAAUCGGGAAUCGACAUCUCCGGUGUCGAGCAAGUGGUGGAAGUGGGUCAGACACGAACUAUUGCUCACUCCAUCCGUGCACUUGCUCUCGCGGAGGAUUCUGNNGAGGCCUUGGCAGGCAUCGAGGCUGAAAUCGCCUUGGAGAAAGUCAUUCCAGAGAAGCUGCCAGGAGGUGAUCUUGUGGCAGUUCGUCGUUUCGAGCUAGGCGCAGCUGUCAAUCGCAUUCGAGGUUUGAAGUCACGAGCGGCAAAGGAAGAGGCUCAGACGGGAGAAGGACCAAAGAAGAAGGCACGCAUUGACAUUUGA